This is a messenger RNA of Clonostachys byssicola, 534 nucleotides long. The record is from the annotation of a GenBank genome assembly. NCBI's taxonomy places the organism in Eukaryota, Fungi, Ascomycota, Sordariomycetes, Hypocreales, Bionectriaceae.
AUGAGGGUCCAACGCCAGAUGUCAAUUACCGUCCCUGUCCCCCAGAACCUCCCUGCCUCCGCCGCCCUCGCAUACAUCCAAACCGCCGACCCCAUCAUCCGUAAUCUCGGCACGCUCUCGCGCUUCGAGCCAACGGCCGUGACCGAGGACGCGGCCAACGACCCCUUCUUCGAGCUGCAGCCCCCUAGCCCCGUCGCCGGCUACCAGAUCUUCGAGGUCAUCACCCUCGCCCCCGGACUGACCAAGGAGGUCACCUACCCGGCCUUCUUCCAGCGCAUCAGCGAGGGCAUCCGCGUCCGCGCCAGCGGCGCCGCCGGCAUCACCGGCUGGUGCGAGUUCACCAUCCGCCAGAGGCAGGUGGCCGACUCCCCGGGAAGCUCCAUUAGCACCCCUAGCACCGCCACUCCCGUCGCGGACCUGGGCCCGGAGGAGUUUGAGCUCUUCGAGACCCUCGUCGUGGAGGCAAACUCGCUGCUCAUGCCCUUUGUCGUCAUGGUCAUAGAGCAGGCGCAUCGCGGCCUGUGGUGGGGAUAG